Messenger RNA from Eufriesea mexicana, 581 nucleotides. Its product is annotated as zinc finger matrin-type protein 5. Bases 6 to 509 code for a protein of 167 amino acids. The record is from RefSeq and is a predicted model, not a curated record. The transcript is spliced from 3 exons. Gene Ontology annotation, molecular function: nucleic acid binding; zinc ion binding. Gene Ontology annotation, cellular component: U12-type spliceosomal complex. Lineage: Eukaryota; Metazoa; Arthropoda; Insecta; Hymenoptera; Apidae.
UAAUCAUGGGGAAAAGAUAUUAUUGUGCUUAUUGUGACAGAUCCUUUAAGGAUGAUCCAGAAGCCAGAAAAAAACAUCUUUCCAGUUUGCAACAUACGAAAAAUCGUGCGGAUCAUUACAAUAUGUAUAAAGAUCCAGAAGUUAUAUUGAAGGAAGAAAGUACAAAGAUACCAUGUAAAUGGUAUUUAAGUGUCGGUGAUUGUGCAUUUGGUCUUGGUUGCAGAUAUUCUCAUUAUACCCCUCCUAUGAUAUGGGAACUUCAACGACUUGUUGCUAUAAGAAAUCAAUCAAAGCUGAAUGUAACGCCUGAAAAUGGUUGGCCAAAUCCUGACGACAUAAUCAAAGAAUAUUUUGAGAAUAACACAAGCACAAGCAGUACAGACGAUUUUGUUUAUCCAACUUGGAAUAGACCAUUGGAACUACACGAUUAUUCUAUGUUACCACCAUCAUUGUGGCCUAUUACACCAGAAAGCUUAGCAAAUACUACAACUUUUAAAGAGUGGGGUUAAAAACAUAAGCAAUGUACAGUUUCUUAAUAAAUGACAUUAAGAUGCAUAUUCAAAAAUUAAUCAUAAUCCAAA